Molecule: messenger RNA, 342 nt
Organism: Mesorhabditis belari
Lineage: Eukaryota; Metazoa; Nematoda; Chromadorea; Rhabditida; Rhabditidae
Source: the annotation of a GenBank genome assembly
AUGUUUCUCCCGAUUCUCUUGAUAAUUCUCUCGUGUUUCCUCGAGAAUUCCCUCCAGCAAUGUCUCUUCUCAGCAAUGCAAUGUAAUCCACCCCCAACAGCGCCUCCUUUCAUGCCACCACCAUUGCCCGAGCCAAGUCCACCGUGCGCAGCUGAGGGUUGUAAUGGAGUUGAGCCAGCACCCGUUUUUGCAUCAUAUCCAUGUUGUUGUGGUGCACCGGAGUCUUGUGGAAUGGGCAAGAGUGGGUGUGGAGGUGGGUGUGGUUCGGGUGGAUGCGGUGGUGGUGGUGGUGGUAGUGGUGGUGGUGGCAGAUCAGUUGGAGCUGCUGGAGGUUGUGGUAAG